AUUUCAGUUAAGGACUUAUAGCUUCUGAAUUCUCAGGGAAGGACUCUCCGGCGGUUAUAAAUACCGCCCGUUUUCUUUCGCCAUAUCCACACCUCCAACUUUCUCGAUAUUGUAUUCACACCCCUCCACUUACAUUUUAUUGCUAUCUUCUCCAAUUUUGGGCUCAUUUUUCCUCCAAGGAUGACGGUCAUCGUCGAUCAACCUGAGAUUGGAACUCAAGUGGAGGAAAGGAAGAAUAUUGGGAAACGGAAAUCUAAAAAGGAGUUAACCUUUGACGGAGGAUUUGUGGUGCCAAAUGCCAAUACAUUUGGCCAUAACUUUAGGGAUUAUGAGGCUGAAAGUGAGAGGCAAGAAGGUGUGGAAAUUUUUUACAAGACCAAUCACAUCAACCAAACUCUUGAGUUUGUGAAGAAAAUGAGGGAAGAAUAUAGAAAAUUGGACAAAAUUGAAAUGAGUAUUUGGGAAUGUUGUGAGUUGCUCAACAGUGUUGUUGAUGAGAGUGACCCUGAUUUAGAUGAGCCUCAAAUUGAGCAUUUGCUACAAACUGCUGAGGCUAUAAGAAAAGAUUAUCCUAAUGAGGAUUGGCUUCAUUUGACUGCCCUUAUCCAUGAUCUUGGGAAGGUCCUUCUUCUCCCUGGAUUUGGUGAGCUUCCACAAUGGUCUGUUGUAGGUGAUACUUAUCCUGUUGGCUGUGCAUUCGAUGGUUCCAUUGUGCAUCACAAGUAUUUCAAGGAAAAUCUGGACUACUAUAAUCCAACUUAUAAUACCAAAUUCGGAGUUUACGAGGAAGGCUGUGGACUGGACAAUGUGUUCAUGUCAUGGGGCCAUGAUGAUUACAUGUAUCUGGUUGCAAAAGAAAACAAAUCAACUUUACCAUCAGCCGGCCUAUUUAUCAUUAGAUACCACUCAUUCUAUGUAUUUUCCUGCAAAGCUAAGAUGGUGAAAUGUUGA
Striga asiatica is the source of this 951-nucleotide messenger RNA. The record is from the annotation of a GenBank genome assembly. Lineage: Eukaryota; Viridiplantae; Streptophyta; Magnoliopsida; Lamiales; Orobanchaceae.